AUGGGUCGGCUCGACCGGAGUGAUACCACGGCCUCACAGAAGACCGACGAGAAACAACCACAGCGUUGUGUUUCGCCGUGUUCUUGGGUUCCAGGCAAUGGACAAAGCUUUCCUCCAAGAAGUGGUGAUACUGCUGGUUACUCUUCUGCUUUCAUACCUGGAAACCUGCCUCGGGUGCUUUCCACUGGAGUAUUUUACUGCGACGAGGACAGCCUAGUGCACAAGAUGAGAUUUGCCAAGGCGUGCGUACUGCUGCUGCAGCUGGGCGCCGUGAUAAUCGCCUACAUCCGAAGACACAAGCCUAUCUCCGAACUGCCCCGUAACUACAACGCAAAUGAUAUUGAAGUUAUAUAUACAAAGGUCGUUGACCUGACUGACUGA
Messenger RNA from Spodoptera exigua (beet armyworm), 381 nucleotides. NCBI's taxonomy places the organism in Eukaryota, Metazoa, Arthropoda, Insecta, Lepidoptera, Noctuidae. The record is from the annotation of a GenBank genome assembly.